Messenger RNA from Cimex lectularius (bed bug), 1759 nucleotides. It is a transcript of the gene Arfrp1, whose product is annotated as ADP-ribosylation factor-related protein 1. Gene Ontology annotation, biological process: protein localization to organelle; Golgi to plasma membrane protein transport; intracellular protein transport. NCBI's taxonomy places the organism in Eukaryota, Metazoa, Arthropoda, Insecta, Hemiptera, Cimicidae. The record is from RefSeq and is a predicted model, not a curated record. Bases 207 to 815 code for a protein of 202 amino acids. Gene Ontology annotation, molecular function: GTP binding; GTPase activity. The transcript is spliced from 5 exons. Gene Ontology annotation, cellular component: Golgi apparatus.
GACACCAGUCUUGUGACUGUUGUCUAGAUUUGGUGAAACCUCUUCCCAGAAGCUAGAAGGUACCUUGUACGACAGAUUUGUCAUUUGAAUGACCGUUCUUAAAAUUAUAAAUCGACACGAGGCGAAUUCGGGCCAGUUUUUCGUCUCGGAAAUGUUUUUUCUGAUUGGAAAACACAUAAUUUAAGGCUGGCUUUAACCGGUAUAUAAUGUAUACCCUCCUUUCUGGCUUUUACAAAUACCUCGUACAAAAAGAUGAAUAUUGUGUACUUAUUCUUGGCCUCGACAAUGCCGGAAAAACGACUUAUCUCGAGGCUGCAAAAACAAAGAUAACGAAAAAUUACAAGGGCAUGAACCCUAGCAAAAUAACAACCACUGUCGGCUUGAAUAUUGGCAAAAUAGACAUUGGAGGGAUUAGAUUGAAUUUCUGGGAUCUGGGUGGACAGGAAGAACUCCAGUCACUCUGGGAUAAGUACUACGCUGAAUCCCAUGCUAUUAUUUACAUCGUAGACUCUAAUGAUAGAGAAAGAAUUAAUGAGUCCAGAGAAACAUUUGAAAAAAUGAUCUCAUGCGAAAACUUAAUCGGGGUUCCGUUGCUCGUCCUCGCGAACAAACAAGACAUUCCUGAUUGCAUGGGUGUACGUGAGGUGAAGCCUAUAUUUAAGAAAAAUACCAAUCUCAUAGGGAGUAGGGAAAUUAUGGUAAUGGCCGUUUCUGCACUUAAUGGGGAAGGAGUGAAUGAAGGCAUUACAUGGCUUGUCGAUUGUAUAAAAAGGAACGGCCAUAAAAGACCUCCAAGAAAUGAGAAUGAAAUGUGAAAAUACUUUUUAUAUUGUACAUUUUCACUUUUGGGAGAAAGGGAAAAAAUAAAAUCAUUAUAUAUAUUUUUUUAAUGUAAAUAAUUCUUUUUUAAAUAUAUUUUUGUUGUGUAUUUGUAUAUUCUCUUUUAUCUAUAUACAUUCCAUACAUGCAUACAGUCCGCAUUGUACAAUAAUAUAUUAAUUUAAUUAAUUUUCUUUUUUUUUGGAAUGUAACAUUUCAAAUAAGGUAAAAAAAAAUUGAUCUGCAUUAAAAAUAGUCUUCAAAUUUUCAUUAGAGCAUAAAUUUAUGUACAAAUAUGUUCCAAGUACUAUUGUAUUUGCUUGCCUGCAUUCAGUCAAUCUUCUGUAGACUUUUAACAUGAGGUUCGCUUAAAUCUUUGUUGCGAUAAAUUAAAAUGAUAUUUAACAGUAUAAAAUCUUGAUGACUGAUAAUAUUAUUUAGAACCUCUUCUAUCCAAGUUAUGUACAUCAUAUUGUAAUCUACGUUAUGGAUGGAAAUUAUUCAAAAAGUCAAUAACAUUUAGAAUUAAAUGAUACGUGCGAGACAAAUUAAAUAUGGUGUUUGAACGAAUUAACAGUGUAGGUUUUAAAACAAAGACUUGUUUAUUCCUAGGUUGAUCAGUGAUCAAAAAUGCAUAAAUCAUGAUUAAGUACUAAGCCGUUUUCUAAAUUAAAAAAAAUUAAAGUUAGUCAAAACAAAAAAAUUAUUUUUUUGAUUUGCAUUUGUGUAGAAAAUGUAGUGUUAAAAUUAUAAAUAAUGCAAAUUAGUCAAAACAAAAAAGCCUUGUUAAAAUAAAACUAAAAAAUUAAAAGUUUUUUAAAUACUGAAAAAACAACUAAAAUUUACACAAAUCAAAAAUUUUAUCUUUGCAUUAUAUUUGUAGGUUUUACACGUGUUUUAAUUAGAAGUAGUGCAAAUUAGUUGAAACUAAAAAAAAAAA